CUAGUUUGUAAACAAUACCUUGGUAAAGAGUUCACUUUGAUAUAAGUUUGCUGUUUUAUUACUAAAUUGUUAUUAAACUGAAUCAGAUUGUUAAGGCUUUGAAGUGGCAGGUAAUAAGCACAAAAUGAACAUCGAUUUCGAGACUAUGGCUGUUCUGGAAGAGGAAUCUCAAAACGAAACCCUCGGCGGCGGGGUGUACGGUUCGACGGGGGCAUCAGGGGCGGAAGGCGGGGAGCGACGCGAAGGGGGCAAGCGCGGCCGAAGACCUGGCAGAAAAGCACAACUCGACAAACAGGACAUGAAGGCUAAACUGGAGCGCAGCAGACAAUCAGCGCGCGAGUGCCGCGCCCGCAAGAAGCUGCGGUACCAGUAUCUGGAGGAGCUGGUGGCGGACAGGGAGAGAGCUGUCAUCUCGCUCAGGAAGGAACUCGAUAAGUACUACAAAUGGAACCUCGAGCUAGAUCAGGGGCGUAUGCCGGAGGGGCUCGAGGCAGUUAUCCAAGAGCUGGGCGUGGUGAAGCAGGAGGAUGUCAAACAGUUCUAGAUGCGGCGGCAGGUAAAGGGUUAAGCGGUGAUAAACAUCUAAAUAUUAGCAGGGUUAUAAAGAAUUUCUUGGAUUGGUACGAGGAAGAUUGAAGAUGGAUUUCAUUUUUUUUUGUUACCUUUUAAGUUUAUCUUUAAUCUGUUUUGGUAGUUUAAAUUCUUUAGUUUGAAGUUCGAUUUUUAAAAAUUUAUUAGAAAUUCAAAUUUUUACCGUUUUUUUUUGUUUUAUUUUUUUUUCAAUUGCAAUAUUUUUUUUGUUAUAAUUACUAAGUAGCUGUUAUGUUAGCCGUAGUUAAGUGUAUUUUUUUUAUCUAUCUGUCGAAAUUGUGAUUUUGCCGCCAAUGAAUCCAAUUUUUUUAAAAUGGUUAAUUCAAUUCACAUUUAGUAAUUUCGUUUAAAAUUUAUAAUUCCUAAUUCAUCCCAAAGUUUUUUUUUGUUUUUAACCUUAGAGGUGACUUCAAUUUUUUUGUUAUCGUAGACCUAAGAUAAGUGUUUUAUGCAUCUAAAUGUUAAAAAUAAGAACUUUAGGAUACUUUUUUUUUUAAAUAUUAGAUCGCAUCUACAGAUUUAAAUAGAAUUUCUUUUAUGCUAUAAUAUAUAGUCAUCUAAGAUGGCUUACUCGUCAAGGGAGUGAUAAAACAUAGUUUCUUAGACACCGCUUAUUUACCCUGAGUUUCCAUUGACGAAAAACAUAUACAAAAACAUAUUAUCCCUCUUUUCUAAUAAAAAAAAAUAACAGAGAUAAUAUGUUUUUUUUUUUCAAGUAUUUCGGUAAUAGAAACUAAUGGUUAUAA
This is a messenger RNA of Papilio xuthus (Asian swallowtail), 1337 nucleotides long. RefSeq names its product REPTOR-binding partner (gene REPTOR-BP). Gene Ontology annotation, biological process: regulation of DNA-templated transcription. Gene Ontology annotation, molecular function: DNA-binding transcription factor activity. The transcript has 4 exons. NCBI's taxonomy places the organism in Eukaryota, Metazoa, Arthropoda, Insecta, Lepidoptera, Papilionidae. The record is from RefSeq and is a predicted model, not a curated record. The coding region runs from base 125 to 544 and encodes 139 amino acids. Gene Ontology annotation, cellular component: nucleus.